AAAUGUUUUCAGUCUCAAAAAUGAUAUUAAAAUAUCUCUAAGGACUUUUAAUGAAGUGAAAAAAAAAAUUCAUUUGUCAUAUCCAAAGAGUUGCCCUAUUAAAUAUAGAGAGUAAUGUUAAAACGAACAGACUUACGAAUGUUAUUUACUUUAUAAUUUGACACACAAUUAAAUUAUUGGCAAACAAAAUAAAUGUAACAUAAAGCAAAACGGUUAUAAAUAAGCAAGACUAUGUGAUUGUUGUUCGAGGGAUAAUAAUUAUUAACAUUAGAAUAUAAUAUCUCAUAUACGUAAUAAAUAAUAAACAAGCUUACGUAAAUAUAUUUCACGUAUUUAAAUAAUAAACAAACUUAUUUAAUUAAACAAGUGUACUGAAAUAUUAAUCAAGUAUAGUUGCAAACAGUAUAUAUCUUUCUCAUUAUUGAUCCACUAAAACGUCUGUCGCGUUUUUCGAACGCGAUCAGCUGUAACAACAUGGUAGACACAUCGUUUAUUACUCAGACAAUUUAAAUUAAGACACACGACAAUCAGAACUGUAAAUCAACGAAUUUACAGUUAUUUGCAUUCAUUAGUGACGUAAAUGACAGUGCGAAGAAAGCGAACUUUUAAUCAUUACAACGUAUCAUUUCUCACGAUCCAACAUGACCGCGGCGAAUAUCCAGGAACAGUAAGACCCGACAGGAGCCAAGAGCAAAUCCAGAAUUAACUCUGGAGAUUUCGUUACGUUUAUCAUUCAACGUUGGAUCUUUUGCCUAAAAGGUAUUGAAAACUAAAGCUACAUCCUCUGUAAUAGAAGAUAUUGGAAUUUCAACGUGCAUCCUAUUCAACAGCAAAAAUAUCAGGGAAGCUUAUCAUAAAUUUUAUAAUAAUUUAAGGUGAUUCAGGUCUGAUCAACUCAAAAGUUCCAUGAAAAUAACUAAUCAAUUAAUUUUCACUUAAUUAAAUAAGUUGUAUUCAGGAAAAUAUUUAGAUUCAGAUGUCUUUUGUACAAAAAUGUAACGGAUUUAUGUUCAGAAAGAUAAGAACAAAUUUAUGUUCGGAAAGAUAAGAAGUUACUUCCAUGUCAAAUUCUUUUUUUCGUAAGUAUGAAAACUGUGAAGUUGUUUGAAUUUGUUCAACUACGAUUUAACGACAGGGAUUAGAGAAAAACUAAAAAAAAAAAAUACUUUUGUACAUAGAUCAUUUAGUAUCGCGUGUACGUUUGCUACGUAAAACACUGACAAGAUAGCUGGCUUAAAUUUUCAAGAGACAUGACAGUUUGAAUGACGUGGUAAAGCAGAUAUAUUAUCAUUAUUCUUUAUUAUAAGUUACAAUGCGUCAUUCAUAUGCACAUACGUAUAUAGGCGUAUCUAUAAAACCUCUAUAAAGUCUCGUAAAUCAGUUUUACGAACAUCACAGAACUAGCUGUUCUGAGAACGAAUUAAAAAUUGUCAUAUAAUAUGGUACGAAUAUAGGAAUAUUCCAGUGUCUAAAAAAUUAAGUUUAUAACAUACACGACCAUUUAUAUGUGAACGAAUUAUUAGUCAAUUAUAUAUUUAUGAAAAUACUAAGUUUUAUAAUAAUAUACUAAGAGCAAACAAUAUAACGGUGCGUAAUAAAAUAGAAAAAUUGAGAAAAAAGUAUCAAAAUUGUCAACCAAAAUGAUAAAUAAUCAACACUGUGUGAUUCUAAACACGGGUGAGAACACCAACAAUUAUCAUCAACCAGUCUCAGCCAAGCCGUCUGUUAUCUCAGUAUCGAGUAUCGAUUCAGAUGUCAGCGAUAGAAGAGAUGUACGUGAGGAACUAUAUGCGGGAAUCUUCAGGCGACACAGAAAAACAAUAUUGGUAUUAGGCAGUUUUCUUAAGAUGUUAAGAAAAUAUUUGCAUGCUCUGAGCCAAAUAUAUUUUUUAAUUGCUUUAAAAUCUGAGAUACAUCAGAAAUUUUGGUAAUUUUGGUAAAAUCGAUUUAUUCUUCAGUAUUUCUUAUACAGGGUCAUCGAAAAGUAUCGGACCCCUAAUAUCUUUAGUUAGAAUGCAUUUUGGAGAAAAUGUCUAAUAGCAAAGUUGUAUGGUUUCAAGCGGGGAGUAAGAUAAUGACUUUGACUUUGA
Odontomachus brunneus is the source of this 2090-nucleotide messenger RNA. RefSeq lists its product as uncharacterized. Bases 1641 to 1931 code for a protein of 96 amino acids. The record is from RefSeq and is a predicted model, not a curated record. The transcript is spliced from 4 exons. NCBI's taxonomy places the organism in Eukaryota, Metazoa, Arthropoda, Insecta, Hymenoptera, Formicidae.